CUUACCUUGUGAGAGGAUCAUCAAGGAAGAAAAGUGGACACCCGAAAAAGUGGGGCUCAGUGGACCUCACCGUGAUGGAAGUUGCUGUCCGCGGUGCUGAAGUGGAUCCCCAAACCCCUCACAAGGCCGUGAUUGAAAAGGACACCCAAGUUUCCAUUUAAUUGUGCCUUCUCAUCACAAUCAGGUAAGUAAAUAUCUUAUUCAUCCUUCACCAUGCUUCUGUUAGUACCGUUGGGGGAUUUAAAAAAUUACAUGAGACAAUCAAGGAUCAGUGCAAGUCAAUACACACACACACACACACACAUAUAUAUAUAUAUAUAUAUACACAUAUAUAUGUACAUAUAUAUACACAGGUAUAUAGUGUAUACUUACAGUAUAUACAAUAUAUAUGUAUCUAUACAUAUACUGUAUAUGUAUAGAUACAUAUACUUUAUGUAUAUAUAUGUACUGUAUGUAUUUAACGCUCCCUCUCUAACAAUGACAGCCUUUUUUUUUUUUUUACCAAUUUAGUAACAUGUUUAAUAUAGGUGGUGAAAUGAUGCAAACUGCACAUGCCAGACUGUUUCUAAUUCUCGCCUAAUUCUAAUGGGAAUUUUCUCUUGGAGAUUAAUUAAGUAUUCAGAUGUCUAUCCGAUUUCUAACUAGUAAUUCUGUGACAUAAAGCCAUCUCUCUUUGUACAGCUUUUUUUAUUGGAUUUAUUAGAUUGUGCAAGUAGCCUAUACCUGAUCAUGUGGCCUGUGGCACGUAUCCAGCAAAAACAAGUAAAACAUUGCACGUCGAAAAGUUAUUAUGUAAUUUUUAAAUAGCUGCACAUGUGAAUUAUUAGUAAAUAAUAAUUUAAAAAAAACAAUUGACUGCAAUACACAUCUAAAAUUAUGUACAUUCUUUUAUAUCUAUUAUAAUCUUACUGCAUUUGAAAGUUGAAACUAUUAAUAUGAAUAACGAAUGCAUUUCGACAUUGCAAAUAAACUGGUAAUAAUUUUAAAGCAAAAUAAUUUCAAACAGUGCAAAUGUAACCACUAUCCUCAAAUGCACUAGUAAUAAUAAUGCCAGUCACUAUAUAUACUGCAUAUAUGUUAAAUAUUUAAAUUAAUGCACCAACUCUUCCUUUGCAUGCAUCGUUUCAACACACAGUGGUGCACAAUGCCGCCUGUUGCCAGUAUUGUAUAGCUGAAGGGAGGUAGCUGUGCUGUUUUGGAGGAGGGGAUAUCCGCAGGGUGAGGUGACACCCUCUGGAACAACACCUAAAAAAAAAAAAAAAAAAAAAAAAAAGAGUAUCAAAGCGGCGCACAGACGCUGUCGGGCUGUGAUGUUGCAGCCUUGGCACUGCAAAGCAUGCGUAAAAGCGCGCACAUUAAAGCAGAGAGAGCAACAGGCUGCAGGCCACACAUUCAUGGGUUGCUGAGCAAAAUACACUUUUUGCAAAGAGUUUAUUUCAAUUUCAGAGUUUUUUGCAAGUUAAGGACAUGGGCAGGAUCCUCAAGAUGGCUCUUAGGUUGGAAGAGAGCGGCGGAGAGGCUCUGACGGCCCUUUUGUUGUCGUGUGUCACACUCUUGCUGUCCUUCCAAGUGCGUCGUUGGCUCCAGCAGCGCCCGGGCUCGUGUGUCCCGGGCCCCUUCGCCUGGCCCAUUAUCGGCAACGCGGUGCAACUCGGCAGCGCGCCGCACUUGUACUUCAUGCGCAUGGUGAGGAAAUACGGCGACAUCUUCCAGAUUCAACUGGGCUCUCGAACCGUGGUGGUGCUGAACGGGGACGCCAUCAAGCAGGCGCUCAUCAAACAGGGGUCGGAGUUUGCAGGGAGACCCAACUUCGCCUCUUUCCAGUUCAUCUCCAACGGGGACGGCUUUGCCUUCAACACCACGUCGGAUUGGUGGAAGAUGCACCGCAGGGUGGCCCACUCCACUGUAAGGAUGUUCUCCACGGGGAACCAGCUGACCAAAAAGACAUUCGAGCAGCACAUCCUCUGUGAGUUUAAAGCACUUCUGCACCUUUUUCUGGCCAAAACCCAGGAACAGCAGCUCUUCGAGCCCAUGACCUACCUGGUGGUGUCCACUGCCAACAUCAUGAGCGCAGUCUGCUUUGGGAAGAGGUACCCCUACGAGGAUGAGGAGUUCCUGCAGGUGGUGGGCAGGAACAACCAGUUCACGGAGACUGUGGGCGCAGGGAGCAUCGUGGAUGUGAUGCCCUGGCUCCAGUAUUUCCCCAACCCCAUCAAAACCAUGUACGAUAACUUUAAAACCCUCAACCGGGAGUUUGGAGCCUUUAUUCUUGACAAAGUGAAGGAGCACAGGAAAACCAUGCAGUUGAGCACCAUUAGGGACAUGACCGAUGCUCUGAUUGUGGCCGUGGACAAACUGCACGAUCAAAGUGGCUACUUACCAGAGAAGGACGUUGUGCCUGCCACUGUUGCAGAUAUAUUUGGUGCAAGUCAAGACACACUGUCAACAUCCCUGCAAUGGAUCAUUCUCAUCCUUGUCAAGUACCCUGAGUUGCAGCUGCGUCUCCAGGAAGAAGUGGACAAGGUGGUGGACCGCAGCCGUCUCCCGUCCAUCGAGGACCAGCCUCAGCUGCCGUAUGUCAUGGCCUUCAUCUACGAGGUGAUGCGCUUCACCAGCUUCGUGCCGCUCACCAUCCCUCACUCCACGACCACGGACACCUCCAUCCAUGGAUACACCAUACCAAAGAACACAGUUGUCUUUGUAAACCAGUGGUCCUCCAAUCACAACCCCACCAUCUGGUCAAAUCCGGAGAAGUUCGAUCCCCAGCGUUUCCUGCACCCCAACGGUGAUUUGAACAAGGACCUGUGCAACUUUGUGCUCAUCUUCUCUAUGGGUAAGCGGCGCUGCAUCGGAGAGGAGCUGUCCAAGCUUCACCUCUUCCUCUUCACCGCCCUGCUGGCCCACCAGUGCAACAUCAGCACAGACCCGGCCAAGCCACCCGGCCUCGCCUACACCUACGGGCUGACUCUGAAACCCAACGCUUUCUCCAUAGCUGUCUCGCUGCGGGAUGACAUGAGGCUGCUUGAAGAUGCGGCCAGUCAGAGUUUUGCUGAGGACAUGAAGGUAGAUCCCUCGGACUCCUAAAAAAAAAUUAAGACAAAUAAAAAGACACAAGAACUAAAUAUUUAUGAGCUGAAAUGUAUACGCCACAUGUUAAUUCCAAGGCGGGUGUAGAAUAAAACAUGAUUACCAAUGGCUAAUCUACAGCGAAUGUAUGUGUUAUUGGGACACACAGACACAUGACUCUGGACAUUGCAGAAAACACCUGCACUCAUCUAAGUGAAGGACGACAUGGAGGCGGCACUGGACAUCCUAAAGUGGUCCUUUUAUUGGAGUGCAUCUAGAUAAUGUCCACUUUACAGGAGUGCCCACUGGGGUAAAGACCUUCUCAUGCAAGCUCCUGCCUAACAGUGACUCAGUGUACAACCCGGCACAUGAGCUCAUAGAGCAUUUUUCAGCCCUGGACAUACAGUAUGUUGGGAUGUAUGACUGCUGACAUGUAAGAUAGGCCUACGUAAUGCCAAAUAUUGCCAAUAGUAAAGCUAUUUGAAAGCUACAAACAUGAUUAGCUUGUGAGCUGCUGUAUGAAUGCAUGCGAUUCAUUUGUGGAAACCUGCUUAUGUCGACAGACCGUCUACGUGAACCAACUCGGCAUGUUCACCGCAUUCUUCUUAUUACUAAAAAGUGCCCACUUAAGUCGACGUCGACAUAUGGUUGGCAGCUUUUGUCUACAUAAAGUUUGAGACGCAAAGGGAUCAUUUCUAUGACAACUCGGUUUUGUUUAUGUUGAUGUGUUGUACGAUUGUUAACUUCCUCAUUAUUGCAAAACAGCGUAAAACAGCAACAUGACUACUGUCAACUCUCAGGGCAUUUAAUAGAUCACAGCUGGGCUGUGUAGGUUGUCUUGGAAGACGUUUCGCAUCACAUCCAAGCUGAAAAGAGUGGAGGCAUCUACGUUAAAGUUGAGAAACCAUCAAAGUGUGAGGUCUACGACGCCACCUCUCCCCCACCUACAAUGCUGUCCUUUCUUAAAAGAUGUAGACAUUUAGCCUCUAACAAAUAGACAACCUUGGUUUCAGGCGUGUCCAUGACCACCAUUACAUCUGAAUGGAUUGCUAACGAUGGUGAUACCACCCAAACGACUGCCGUUGGCUGGCAGAGGCCCCAUUCAAUUGUAUCUUAACGACUGUCAUUUGACAAUACAAAAGAGCGAAACCGUUCUUGUCUGGACAUGCCCCCACCCAAGCGCCAAUCACUUUACUCUCCACUGUAGUGUGACUCACAUUCUACGUCCCGUGCUGGGAUAUACUGGCGACAGCAUCCUUCAGGAAUGAAGUUCUUGGCUGACGUAAUGAGGAGUUUGCAUAAGACUGAGUAGGCAUCGUCAGGGGUGGGGGAUAACGGUGGGGGAAGGCUGACUGCGCCCAAUUCCACCAGCUCUGUGAACUUGUUACAGUGAGUUUCGAGGAAGUCUUCCAGUGCAGUGCCAUCCAGGUUGGAGGAGUUACAGUAUAUCCCCGGGUGGUGCUGUGGCAGUUGAAGCGUAGAUGCAAGGGGGGACAACAGCAGGGAUGAUAUCUACAUGACGCUGGUGAAGGGGGAGGCUUGUAGAUGUUAAUGAUGGUGACUCCUUCAACAAGUGACAGACAGCGAGACAAGAGAGAGCACCAUCAAAUUUAGGAUGAAACCAUCAUUAACCAUUUUAUGUACUGUGAACUUUACAGUAAUGCACUUCCUAUCACAUUAAACCAAACAAUAUACUGUAACUUUAAAUUCCACCAAACAGCAAAUCGCUGGAGUAGCAGCAGAGUGCGAUCAGCAUCAUAACAAACCAAUGUGACUGGACACGCUCCUCCUCCUCAACUUCAUCAUCAUCACGUUCAUCGUCAACAUAAACGGUAAAUGGGCUUUCACUUGGCUUUUCCACUUCCAAGGCACUCAAAGCACGCUGACACAGUUAGCACAUUUACCUACUGAGCCAGGUCCAGUAGGAACAAAGGGGAAGUGUUUGGGAGAUCCAGCUGUUAUCUUCCCCUGACAGGGACAUCUCGUGCUUGAUCAGCCAGAGAUUUGCAGAGUGCAUAACAAAGUGUGAUAAAAGUACAGUAGAUGAUUCCUGAUAUGCUUGCCAUCAUGCUGCUUUUAUCACUGGCACAUUCAAGCUGAAGACUUCAUGCUGAGCCAGACAUCAUAGGCAGCCAUCCAUGUUGUUAAAGGCUCUAUCCCAGACUGCCUUCUUCAUAUUUAUGUCAGACGAUGUUAUAUGGCGGCAAAUUAAAUUUUUUUGGACAUGGAGGGUAGAAAGAACAGCAUCAGUAACGUCUACAAGUAUAUGUAGUGAAAGAAACGGCUGAAAUACGUCUGAAUUAUUAUCUAGUUAGCGUAUUCUAAAAGACCACGCUCCACCAAUCGCCUCAACGGUCGUAGCUCCCCGACAGGCCACAUCGCUUUGUUUUAGAUUUGGAUCAUGAUUAUCUUGGAAUACUAUUAUUUUGGAGUACCAUCACACUUCAAGGUCCUGCAUAAGAAACUUGCUGAGUUCCAUAAGCUGCCCUGCAGGACAUGGAGCGUGACGACGAGCGGGCUGCCUCCAUGAAACAUAUGAGUAUACAACAUGUCAUGGCUGUGAAAACAUGAUUUUUUUAAUCCUACUCUUGUUGAAGUGUUGUUGUGUUGUGUAUGGUGACUUCAGUGGGAUUAACGCUAAAAAUAGCAACAAAAACCCCCGCCAGAGUACCAUGUGAGAAACGGCAGCGGCUAGCCAAAGCUGGCUGUCGGAAAUUUUGAACAUGUCCAAACAUUGGAACAACUAGCGCCAUCUGUAAACCACCUUAAAAACAAAUUUAAAAACUCCAAAAAAAUGUACCUCUAUGUUUUUCCGACGGAAUUGUUAAAUGGCACAGUGGGACAGGGCCUCAAAGUGCUCAUGACACCAAAACACAUUGAUACUGUUAUCUUUUCAUCUAAUAUGGCUGGCUUUUCCUACAGACGGAGUACGUGCACACACACCAGUUAUUGGGUUUCACUUUUUCACACAGGGCCUUGUAGGUUUGGAUCUUUUUCUCCCUUAAUAAUAAAACGUUUCAU
Molecule: messenger RNA, 6087 nt
Organism: Dunckerocampus dactyliophorus (ringed pipefish)
Lineage: Eukaryota; Metazoa; Chordata; Actinopteri; Syngnathiformes; Syngnathidae
Gene: cyp1b1
Product: cytochrome P450 1B1
Exons: 4
Coding region: 1468-3084 (538 amino acids)
Biological process (GO): progesterone metabolic process; hormone biosynthetic process
Molecular function (GO): heme binding; steroid 17-alpha-monooxygenase activity; oxidoreductase activity, acting on paired donors, with incorporation or reduction of molecular oxygen, reduced flavin or flavoprotein as one donor, and incorporation of one atom of oxygen
Source: RefSeq, a predicted model, not a curated record